Molecule: messenger RNA, 5109 nt
Organism: Polypterus senegalus (gray bichir)
Lineage: Eukaryota; Metazoa; Chordata; Cladistia; Polypteriformes; Polypteridae
Gene: uggt2
Product: UDP-glucose glycoprotein glucosyltransferase 2
Exons: 41
Coding region: 223-4803 (1526 amino acids)
Cellular component (GO): endoplasmic reticulum
Molecular function (GO): UDP-glucose:glycoprotein glucosyltransferase activity
Source: RefSeq, a predicted model, not a curated record
CAGUGCCUGUUUAAAUGUCACUUACGAGCUAAACACACAGAGUCCAAUAACUUUACAGGCGCUCAGUCCCUACAGAGCAUAGUGUACCGUGUUCGGCCCGUGUACAGCAGCUGCUUAAAAACACACACUCAGGCAGCGGAAAAAUCAAGACCAGUUAGGGCGAGCUGGUCACGAAAGAGUGAAAAAAACGAAAGUUUGUUAGUAUUUUGUCAGGACCCAAAGAUGGCAGCUAUCGUCUAUCCGAGCAUGCCAUUACUGCUGUGUUUGGGUUUCUUACUGCCAACAGUCCUUCACUGUGAUGCAGCCAGCAAAGGCGUGACAGUUAGUCUGAAAACAAAAUGGCCCAUGACUCCACUUCUUCUUGAAACAAGUGAAUUUAUUGCACAAGAAGGAAAUGAAAUGUUUUGGCAGUUUGUGGAUACUGUGAGAGAGAUAACAAUUUAUAAAAAAGAUGACUCAGAACAAGCUUAUUACAAUUUAAUUCUGAAGAAAGCUGGACAGUUCAUAACAGACCUCCAAAUUAAUCUGCUGAAGUUUGCCCUUUCCUUGAGAGUCUUCUCUCCCACUGUGCAGAAAUUCCAACAGAUGGCUGCUGAUGAACCACCUCCCGAAAGCUGCAGUGCCUUUAUAUCAGUUCAUGGGAAGCUCACAUGUAGCCUGAAUGAAAUCAAGAAACUUUUGAAGAAAGCAGCUUCCAGGCCACGGCCUUAUUUAUUUCAGAGUGACCACAGAUUUCCAGGUUUCAACCACGAUAAUCUGCCAGUUGUCAUCCUUUAUGGAGAACUUGGUACAAGUGCCUUUAAUGCUUUUCAUAAGAUAUUGUCUGAGAAAUCUGGCAAAGGGGAAAUUCUUUAUGUACUGCGUCACUACAUCGCUAAUCCCAGACUGGAAAAAAUAAACCUGUCAGGAUACGGCGUGGAACUUGCUAUUAAAGAUACUGAGUACAAAGCAGUGGAUGACUCAGAAGUAACAGGAUCACAAAUCCCAAAUGCCACCAUUCCAGAAAAUGAAGAUGAGAGUGAUGAUGUCCAAGGCUUCCUUUUCGGACAAUUAAAAAAUUCAUAUCCCUAUUUAAAGGAACAGUUGGGAGAACUCCGAAAGCACCUGAUUGAAAGUGCAAAUGAAAUGGCUCCACUGAAAGUUUGGGAACUUCAAGAUCUCAGUUUCCAGGCAGCAGCUCAUAUUACCUCAGCUCCAAAAUAUGAUGCCUUGAAGAUAAUGAGAGAUCUUAGUCAAAAUUUUCCUAUUAAAGCAAGAUCACUGACGAGAGUGGCAGUAAACACAGAACUGAGGAAGGAAAUCGAAGAAAAUCAAAAGCACCUCACAGACACUUUGGGAAUUCAGCCGGGUGAGGCAGGUUUUUUCAUCAAUGGAUAUCAGAUAGAAUUGGACGCCAGCAAUCCUUUCAGUAUUCUAGAUCACAUUAGCAGUGAAGCCAAGGUAAUGGAAGGACUUUAUGGACAUGGAUUUAAAGAAGACAAUUUAAACAAAAUGCUAAAGCAAUCUGUUUGUUCAAUAAAAGACAGUUUUGCAUUAGACAUUCGCCAUCCUGCAGUACUGUGGAUCAAUGAUAUUGAAAAGGAUUCCAUAUACAGUUCCUGGCCUUCAAGCUGUCAAGAACUUUUGCGUCCCACUUUCCCUGGAGUUAUACGACAAAUUAGGCGCAACUUUUUCAAUCUGGUACUUUUUAUCAAUCCUGCUCAGGAACACACUAAUGAAUUGCUUGAACUGGCUCAGCGAUUCUUGAAGCACAGUGUACCUCUUAGGAUUGGCCUUGUGUUCAUAAUCAACAGUUCAGAUAAUACAGAUGGCCAUAAAGAUGUUGGAGUUGCACUUUUCCGAAUCAUCAAUUACCUGACUGAGGAGUAUGACUCCUCACUGGCUCUUUCCUUCAUGUUUUCUGUAUAUUCUGGUCUAAAAAGUGGAGAGGUAUUAACUAUUGAUAAAUUGAUUAAAUUCCUAAACAAAAAAUAUCCUCGUGCAAAUGUUGAUACAAUCAUUGGAUUUGAUUCACCCUAUGAUAACAAUAGGAAGGAUGGAGGAGACUUUUAUAAGAAGAGUGGGUUGGGUCCACUGCCACAGAUUCUUUUCAAUGGUUUGCCAUUCAUUCAGAAGGCAUUGAAUCCUGAUGAUCUAGAAAUUGUUACCAUGCAGCAUAUCAUGGAUUCAACUAAUUUCAUUCAGAAGGCUGUACUUACGGGUGAGAUGACUGAUGAGAUGGAUGCACUACAAUUCCUCAUGGAGCAGUCAAACGUUGUUUCAAGAAUGAAUCCACUUAUUCUGAGUUCUAAAAAAGAAUAUCUUGAUCUAACAUCAAAACCUGCUUUAGAGGAUUGGCAAGAUUUUGUUACUUUCUCCUUCUUGGACUCCAGAGAUAAGAGUGCUGUCGUUAUGGAAAGUAUGAAGUAUUUAACCAAUAAUGAUAAAGAUAUAAUUUAUGCGGUGACCAUCUGGAUUAUUGCUGAUUUUGACAAGCCAUCUGGGAGAAGACUGCUGUCUAAUGCAUUGAAACACAUGCCUUUCCUGGACAGAUUUUCAAAAAAAAGCACCAAUAUUCGAAUAGGACUGCUGAAUAAUCCCGAGCCUAAAGGGUUGUCUGAUGAUAAUACUGUAGUAGCCCGAGCCACAUGGUCUGCUAUCCUCACACAGAAACAACAGAUGGUAGUAAACUUCAUACAGAAGCUGAUCAAGGAGGAAACUCAACAACGUCUUCAUCAAGGAACAAAAAUGAAGGAUUUGGUUGUUCAGGGAAUGGACAGCAACUCCUUUGAGAAGACGUUUAACACAUUGGGAGUGGAUUUCAUUAAAUCUCAGCAGUUGUUUUGCCGAGAUGUUUUACAUUUACUUCCUGGUCAAAUGGCAAUCGUGACUAAUGGCAGGAUCUUGGGACCUUUGAAUGAAAAUAAGGAUUUUGACCCUGAAGAUUUUCACCUCUUGGAAAAGGUAUCCUUUGAUGGUUCUGCAGAGAACAUCAGACUAAGAGUAAAGCAGAUGGGAAUUAAAGGAAAACAAGCCAGUGAUUUGGUCAUGAAAGUUGAUGCACUUCUAACAUCCUUACCCCGGGAAAAUACCAGAAGGGAUAUCCAAUUUAUCAGAAAUAAGCUAAGUGUGAUACAUCAGGCACCACGGGAAGAUGAGGUUUAUUUUGAUGUCAUUGUGAUUGUUGACCCGCUUACCAGGCAAGCACAAAAAGUGGCACACUUGUUAAUUGUACUUGGUCAAGUGAUCAAUAUGAAACUGCAGGUUUUUAUGAACUGCAAGUCCAAGCUUUCUGAGAUGCCACUAAAGAGCUUUUACCGUUUAGUUUUGGAACCUGAUAUUAUAUUCCAUGCUAACAAAGGCAUUUCAGCAGGGCCUGUGGCACAUUUUAUUGGACUGCCGGAAGCUCCCUUAUUGACUCUGAAUAUGAUUACCCCUGAAAACUGGUUAGUUGAAGCAGUUCGAAGCUCAUAUGACCUUGAUAACAUUCACUUAAAAGAGAUAGAUGGUCUUGUGAGAGCAGAGUAUGAACUAGGGCAUCUGUUGCUUGAAGGACACUGCUUUGAUGCAACAAAUGGGCAGCCUCCCCGAGGGCUACAGUUUACCCUCGGUCUGAAAAGUAACCUACUUAUUCAAGAUACCAUUGUAAUGGCAAAUCUGGGUUACUUUCAGCUGAAAGCCAACCCAGGAGCAUGGAUGUUAAAGUUACGUAAAGGAAGAUCAGAAGAUCUCUAUCAGAUAGUUUUAUGUGAUGGAGCUGACUUGCCACCCAAUGCUGACAAUGUGAUUGUGGUGCUGGAAAACUUCUUGAGCAAAAUAAUCAAAGUACAGGUACACAAAAAGACUCACAAAAUUGGUGAGGAACUACAUGGUGAUGAAAGUGAGGAACAAAUAACAAGCUUUGAAGAAGAAUCAGAUAAUUUGGAGAAGAAAAAUGCAGAUGUUCUGAAUGUCUUCUCAGUAGCAUCUGGACACCUUUAUGAGCGGUUCUUAAGAAUAAUGAUGCUUUCUGUUUUGCGGCACACCAAAACCCCUGUGAAAUUCUGGUUUUUAAAAAACUACCUCUCCCCAACGUUUAAGGAGACGAUUCCUCACAUGGCCCAGGCAUAUGGCUUCCAGUAUGAAUUAGUGCAAUAUAUGUGGCCCCACUGGCUUCACCAGCAAACAGAGAAGCAACGAAUCAUCUGGGGGUACAAGAUUCUUUUUCUAGAUGUGCUCUUCCCACUAGCUGUGGAUAAAAUCAUCUUUGUGGAUGCUGACCAGAUAGUGAAAGCCGAUUUGAAGGAGCUGAGGGAUUUCAAUCUGAGUGGAGCCCCUUAUGGUUACACACCUUUCUGUGACAGCCGAAAAGAAAUGGAUGGCUAUCGCUUUUGGAAAUCUGGAUACUGGGCAUCGCAUUUAGGAAAAAGGAAAUACCAUAUUAGUGCUUUAUAUGUUGUUGACCUUAAGAAAUUCAGGAAGAUUGCUGCUGGAGACAGGCUCCGGGGUCAGUAUCAGGCCUUAAGUCAAGACCCAAACAGUUUAUCUAAUCUGGAUCAGGAUCUUCCCAAUAACAUGAUCCAUCAGGUUGCCAUCAAGUCUCUACCUCAAGAAUGGCUGUGGUGUGAGACCUGGUGUGAUGAUCAUUCCAAAACAAAAGCAAAAACUAUAGAUUUGUGCAACAACCCAAAAACAAAAGAACCAAAGCUGAAGGCGGCCAUGCGUAUCGUGCCAGAAUGGACAGAGUAUGAUGAAGAAAUCAAGCAGUUGCUGAAGCAGGCUGAAGGGCAGAAGAAACGUGCAAAAUCAAAAUCCAAGAAAAAUGUCUCCCAUGAUGAACUUUAGCAGUUUGAAAUGUCGAACGAGACAUCUGGAAUGGUGGACUGCGCCACUGCUGCUUUUACAGAUUACCGCUGGCAAGUUUGCAGGAUACAAAGGGAAAAGAUCAUUUGGAUGAUGAUAGUCGUUCUUUUGUAAUUUAUUUAUUUUUAUGUUAUGCCUAUUGUUUUCUUUAUGUAUACCAUAAAACAUUCCAAAUAUGAGCCCUUAGCUCUGGCCAGUUCAGUACGUUUCCCUUGAUAAAGUGUCAGUUUCUAAUAUUUGCCUCAAUAAAAACUCCAGGAUAAUGGAUGAUUUUUGUACCACAUAGAA